This is a messenger RNA of Oncorhynchus tshawytscha (Chinook salmon), 2346 nucleotides long. RefSeq lists its product as uncharacterized. The transcript is spliced from 3 exons. The record is from RefSeq and is a predicted model, not a curated record. Lineage: Eukaryota; Metazoa; Chordata; Actinopteri; Salmoniformes; Salmonidae. The coding region runs from base 1 to 1632 and encodes 543 amino acids.
AUGGACCUACAGGGAGAGGGUAAGGACCUAAAGGGAGAGGGUAAGGACCUACAGGGAGAGGGUAAGGACCUACAGGGAGAGGGAAAGGACAUGGACCUACAGGGAGAGGGUAAGGACCUACAGGGAGAGGGUAAUAACCUAAGGGAGAGGGUAAGGACCUACAGGGAGAGGGUAAGGACCUACAGGGAGAGGGUAAGGACAUGGACCUACAGGGAGAAGGUUCAGACCUACAGGGAGAGGGUAAGGACCUACAGGAGAGGAGUUCCAGCCCCUACCCUCUCCUGGACCUCGCUCCUCUCUGCCCUCUCCCCCGACGGAGAGGGCCUCUCUGCGCUCCGGACGCUCUUUCAUCCAACCCACUCCAGAGACCGAGGCCGGGUGACCUUCGCUCAGGACUGUUCCAGUGACAACACCACCUCUGAUGUGUCAACACCUGACCCGCAGAACCUCCAGCCCAACCUCCAGCCUAACCUUCAGCUCAACCUCCAGCCUAACCUCCAGCCUAACCUCCAGCCCAACCUCCAGCCCAACCUCCAGCCUAACCUCCAGCCUAACCUCCAGCCCAACCUCCAGCCCAACCUUCAGCCCAACCUCCAGCCCAACCUCCAGCCCAACCUCCAGCCUAACCUCCAGCCCAACCUCCAGCCUAACCUCCAGCCCAACCUCCAGCCCAACCUCCAGCCGUAUGAUGCCCAACUAGGCAGGGGACAGGCACCGUGGACCCCUCCAUUGGGGACAGACCCAGAGCCACAAGACCCAGUACAGGCCCCAAAAGCCUGGGCCCCUGAGUGCAGCCAUGCCCAUUGGCCCUCCCUCUCCUCCAGCUUGACUCCAGUACUCCAGCCCCUGGCUUCACCACCUCCCAGAGAUACAGACUUGGAGUCCCGGACCAGCAGACUGCUGAGGCUCACCUCAGACCUGUAUGUAGCCACUCACCGAUCAGACGACUCCACUGUCCUCCGGCGGUUCUCUGAAGGGGCCAGUCGGUGCCAGAGUCCAGCCCCACGGAGUGUCUCUGUGGACAGGCUGCUGGAUCACCAGACCCCCAGGCUUCAGCAGUCCUCCAGGAUACAACAUGGAGGAUCUCCCCAGAGACAGAGCAUGGAGCAGGGCUGUCUGGCUGCUCUUACUCCCCCUGGUUCGGUAGACUACACUGGGCAGACUGCCGGGUCCUGUCUCUACUCUCCCUCUGGUCAGGUAGACUACACUGGGCAGACUGCCGGGUCCUGUCUCUACUCCGGUCUCUACUCUCCCUCUGGUCCGGUAGACUACACUGGGCAGACUGCCCGGUCUGGUCUCUACUCUCCCUCUGGUCCGGUAGACUACACUGGGCAGACUGCCCGGUCUGGUCUCUACUCUCCCUCUGGUCCGGUAGACUACACUGGGCAGACUGCCCGGUCUGGUCUCUACUCUCCCUCUGGUCCGGUAGACUACACUGGGCAGACUACACUGGGCAGACUGCCUGGUCCGGUCUCUACUCUCCCUCUGGUCCCGGAGACUAUACUUGGCAGACUGCCCGGUCUGGUCUCUACUCUCCCCUCUGGUCCGGUAGACUACACUGGGCAGACUACACUGGGCAGACUGCCGGGUCCUGUCUCUACUCCGGUCUCUACUCUCCCUCUGGUCCGGUAGACUACACUGGGCAGACUGCCCGGUCUGGUCUCUACUCUCCCUCUGGUCCAGUAGACUACACUGGGCAGACUGCCCGGUCCGGUCUCUACUCUCCCCCUGGUUCGGUAGACUACACUGGGCAGACUGCCGGGUCCUGUCUCUACUCUCCCUCUGGUCCGGUAGACUACACUGGGCAGACUGCCCGGUCUGGUCUCUACUCUCCCUCUGGUCCAGUAGACUACACUGGGCAGACUGCCCGGUCUGGUCUCUACUCUCCCUCUGGUCCAGUAGACUACACUGGGCAGACUACACUGGGCAGACUGCCGGGUCUGGUCUCUACUCUCCCUUUGGUCCGGUAGACUACACUGGGCAGACUGCCCGGUCUGGUCUCUACACUCCCUCUGGUCCAGUAGACUACACUGGGCAGACUACACUGGGCAGACUGCCCGGUCCGGUCUCUACUCCAGUCUUUACACCUCCCCCAGGGUCAGACUGCCUGGUCCGGUCUCUACUCCAGUUUUUACACCUCCCCCAGGGUCAGACUGCCCGGUCCGGUCUCUACUCCAGUCUUUACAGCUCCCCCAGGGUCAGACUGCCUGGUCCGGUCUCUACUCCAGUCUCUACACCUCCCCCAAGGUCAGACUGCCUGGUCCAGUCUCUACUCCAAUCUUUACACCUCCCCCUGGUCCGGUCUCUACUCCAGUCUUUACACCUCCCCUGGUCCGGUCUCUACUC